Anopheles coluzzii is the source of this 4350-nucleotide messenger RNA. RefSeq lists its product as uncharacterized. The record is from RefSeq and is a predicted model, not a curated record. NCBI's taxonomy places the organism in Eukaryota, Metazoa, Arthropoda, Insecta, Diptera, Culicidae. The coding region runs from base 926 to 3802 and encodes 958 amino acids. The transcript has 11 exons.
UGCCCCGGUGCCCGUCAGUAACGGUGUAACGGUCGUACCGUGCAGUUCGCGAAUCUUGCGCUGGAAAGAGAAAAGAAGAGCGAGUUGAGAGAACGAGAACGGUGGCACUCACACAUUUCCCUGCUUCCGUUCUGCUGUUUCCCGCUUGGGGUGCAAAUUUUCUUCGCGUGAGUGCUUCAGCAGGGGGAGAGAUCAGGAUCAGCGGGAUACGAACCGGGAGUGCGUUCGUUCCUGUAGGAUGAUAUAAAAAGCACCGCUACCGGUCACGGAGGAUGCAGUCGUUUUCCACCGGUUAAGAAGCGCGGUCCAUCGUUCUUACAGUGGUUAUUUUUGUGUGUGAGGAAAGAUCAUCCCUCAGACCAAGGGCGCCAAGCAAGGGAGCUGUUGAGGUGUUUGCGCGAAUCAAUCGAACCGACAUAAAGGUGUGUGCGGCGACAGUCCGAAGCAGAAUCGAGGUGUGUGCGCUAGCAGUGUACGACGAGUGAGCUCGUACAUCCCGGACCUUACAGUGAGCGUGGCGAAAGAAUGUGCGAAUCUUCAAUCUAAGCAAUCCGUGGGCUGCCCGCACACAACAGCUCCAACCUCCAGUCGGCGUGUUUGGAAAGCCUCACCCACAAACGGUCUAACCGCUAGAUCAACACAACAGUGGGUGUUGGUGUGUUUUUAAGUGUUUGUGCAUGAUUUGUGUGUGAUUUGUGUGUGUGUUUGGAUACACAUUUCGUGUGGGAAAAGAGUACGGGUUCGUGGAAAAAGUGACGAGCGCGUGUUCAAAGCCGUUCAAAGCUCGUAACUCCCAAAGCAAGAUCCGGGGUAGCUUCUGCUCACGCAAAGUAGUGCACUUGCCAGCAGGUUCGCUCAUCGCUGGCGCUGUUUGUACGCUGUGUGCACCCGCGUGUUGACACUCUGCACUAUUACGCGCUGAUUGAUGACUGUCAAUAUGUCACCGCUGGGUGGUGGUAGAUGGCGCUGUUUAGCGUCAUUACUGAUUUUGACGAUACUUGCGCGUAUCGUUCGUGCCGAGCAGGAAGUUAUCGUGGCGAUUGAUGAACCCGGCAAAACCCAAUACCAUGAGGCAAACUUUAACACCAGUUCAUACCAGUACGGGUACGAGGUGGGACCGAACGGACAGUUCCAUCACGAAACACGUGGCCCCGAUGGUGUCACUUACGGUUGCUACGGAUAUAUCGACCCGAAUGGACAGCUGCGCGUGACGCACUACGUGGCCGAUACGCACGGGUACCGGGUGGUAGAGCCGAACCGGCCGGUCGAAAUUUUUGUCGAUGCUCCUACACAGUACAGCAACUCCAUUGCGGAAGAGGAACCACAGGAGCGACGAAGGGGUGAGCUACGGCCGUGGACGGAGCUGUACCUGCCGAAGGGAUGUGGCAUGUUUCCGGGUGGUAUGCGGCCAGACGGUGGCUCAGGUGGCGCUAGUCCACCGACGGCACCUUCAUACCCAAGCACCGGUGGAAGCGGCAGUACACAAGGAAAUAAACCAUCGAACCAGGGACAGGGGCAGGGCCAGGGACAAGGUCAGGGGCAAGGGCAAGGGCAAGGACAAGGGCAGGGGCAAGGGCAAGGGCAAGGGCAGGGUCAGGGCCAGGGACAGGGACAGGAACAUGGACAGGGGCAAGGACAGGGACAGGGACAGGGACAGGGACAAUGGCAAGGACAAGGCCAAAAUCAAGGACAAGGACAGAAUCAAGGACAAUCACAAGGACAAGGCCAAGGGCAAGGUCAAAAUCAAGGACAGGGACAGUGGCAAGGACAAGGUCAAGGACAAGGGCAAGGUCAAGGUCAAGGACAAGGACAAGGUCAAGGACAAGGUCAAGGACAAGGUCAAGGACAAGGUCAAGGACAAGGUCAAGGACAAGGUCAAGGACAAGGACAGGGACAGGGACAGGGACAAGGACAUGGCCAGGGACAGGGGCAGGGACAAUGGCAAGGGCAAGGACAAGGUCAAGGACAAGGGCAAGGUCAAGGUCAAGGUCAAGGACAAGGACAAGGACAAGGACAAGGACAAGGUCAAGGACAAGGACAAGGACAAGGUCAAGGACAAGGUCAAGGACAAGGACAAGGACAAGGCCAACGUCCAGGCCAAGGACAACAACAGCAACAAGGUCAAGGCCAACGACAGCAACAGCAGCAAGGUCAAGGACAACAACAGCAACAGCAAGAGCAGGGACAGGGACAGGGUCAACAACAACAGCAAGGCCAAGGGCAUGGACAUCAAGGACAGCAUCAAGGGUCACAUCAGGGCCCGAUCAGUUCCGGCCAACAUCAGGGACAACAUCAGGGUAGCCAUCAAGGUAUUCACGGUGGAGAGCAUCAAGGACAACAUCAAGGGUCACAUCAGGGGCCAAUAAGCUCGGGACAGCAUCAGGGACAACACCAGGGAAGUCAUCAAGGCUCGAGCGGUGAACACCAAGGACAGCAUCAAGGUUCCCAUCAAGGUCCUAUUAGUUCCGGACAGCAUCAAGGACAGCACCAGGGCAAUCAUCAAGGAAUUAAUAGUGGAGAGCAUCAAGGACAACACCAGGGCUCCCAUCAGGGGCCGAUCAGCUCGGGCCAGCAACAGGGACAACAUCAGGGAAGCCAUCAAGGUAUUCACGGUGGAGAGCAUCAAGGACAACACCAAGGCUCCCAUCAGGGUCCGAUCAGCUCGGGCCAGCACCAGGGACAGCAUCAGGGCAGUCAUCAGGGUGCUAGCGGUGAACAUCAGGGACAACACCAGGGCUCACACGAAGGUCCCAUCAGCUCGGGUCAGCACCAGGGACAGCAUCAGGGCAGUCAUCAAGGAAUACACAGCGGACAGCAUCAGGGGGAGCAUCAACAUCAGCACCAGGGACCAGUUGGAGAAGGGCAACAUCAGACUAGCCAUCAAGGAAGCCACCAGGGCCUGUCGCAGGGAGAGUUCCAGGGUCAACAUCAGGGGCAGCACCAGAAACCGAUCAGCGGCAACAAGGAGGAGCACAACCUGCAGGUUCAAGUGUCCUGGGGACAGGGACAGCAGGGACAGGGACAACAAGGCCAAUCUCAAGGUCAAUCCCAAGGACAGUCUCAAGGACAGUCGCAAGGCCAGUCUCAAUCCCAGGGGCAGUCUCAAGGCCAAUCCCAGGGACAACAGGGACAGUCUCAAGGCCAAUCCCAGGGACAGACACAUCGUCCACCGCAAGGAGGACCUACGACGGAACAACCUCCAGUCGAGUCUUCACCGAGUACACCGAUCCCUGGAUCGCCUGGAACCGCAAUUGGUGUGUAUCCACCGACAAAACCGAUCGAUACCAGCUCACCGCCUGGCUCGUCAUCCUCCUCCUCCUCAUCUCCGCCCCCAUCGAUGCCACCCUCGGGGCCACCGUCGUCUUCCGGUGGGGACAACUAUGCUCCACCUCCAAACUAUCAGAUAGCGGUAUCGCAAUAUCCGUACUUCUUUGUGCCCUAUCCGUACGCACCGCCGAACGUGCCGCAGGCACCAUGCAACUGCCCAGCCGAUCAGCAAAACCAGCAGGGUGGCCAACAGCCAAACCAGCCGGCCGGCUACCUCGGCUUCAUUCCCGUCCUGUACAUCCCGAACUGUCACGCCCAGAAGAGUGGACUGCCGGCCAACUUCAACUGGCCGGCACCGCCACCACCGGAAGGGUUCGGCCAGUCACUGGACGAGCUGCCGGCCCAGCGACUCUUUCAGAAACCGGACGGUAGCUGGGUGCUGCAGCGGGCCCGCAACCGCUCUCGCCGGCUGCGUGUCCGACGUCCCGCUGCCCGGCGAAUCAUUACCGACCAGGAAUAUCCAGCGAAGAAGUAGAGUAGAUUGAGGAAAAGACGCAGCAGUUUGCAUGGAAGAGAAAAAAAUACUCAUUUUAUAUUAAGUUUCAUCUGCCCUUUAGUAUACUACACUCAUUCAUUCGUUCCCCAACACAAGCAACCCGGUCCCGCAUUUGGGUUCGAGAAAAAAAGCGAUAUUUAUGGAAGCAAAAGACAGUGUGUUUUCGAUGUUUAAGGAUGCAUUCAUUUUCCUCUUGCCACUGUGAUUAGAUUUAUUCAUCAAACGAACGCGCAAAGUAUACUGCGAAAGCAUCGCUAUUGCGAAAUGGAGAGCUUCCCGUGUGUAUUCGAGUAGGAUGUGGGAAGGAAGUAGCUGCCUGCCUUCCGUGUUCCAUAGGAAAAGGGUUGCCGUGGAGGACGAAAACGGCAAAAGACAGCAAAUGCAAGAGUGUAUGUGUGUCGUGUGUUUAACGCACAGUAAAAGCACAUCGCUCUCGUCUACGCUAGUUAAUCGUAACUUAUUUAAGAUAGCACGAGAAAAAAAGUUUGAGCACAAAUUGAAUAAAAGUGUUUUGAUGCAUAAAUGUA